AGCCCAUUUGCGGGCCGCAACCAGCAGGAGAGUAUACUGGUGGUCUUGCAUACAUUCAUAUACUGGCAACACGUGUUCCCAGACACCCCCUUUGGUCCAAUUCACUACUACACGAGUACCUACUUGCUUUCCUAUAUAACUCCAUCGAUUUUCACGGACCCAGAAAGAAAAAUCUUGACCCAAAUCGAGAGCUGUAAAUCUUGAAAUUGCAAAAAUGCUAGCCCGGAAGGCGCCGGAGUGGCUUCCACCUGGGUAUACUGAGAAAAUUAAAGUCAAGAACGGAAGAAAAAUUAAGUACUACUGCAACGUGGCAACGGGUAAAGAGUUUUAUUCGAAGAAAGAUGUCAUAAGUUGUGCGGAAACAGAAGAAAUUUUCCAUGGUACUCCUCAACGAAGAAGUAAUGAAGACAAGAAGUUCCCAAAUGACAAGAUUGAUUUGCUUUCGCAGACAUCAGUUGAAGAAAAUGAGUCUACUGAUUGGUUACCCAACGGAUGGGUAAUGGAGGAAAGACAGAGAAAGGGCAGUUCUAGCAAGGCAUCAACUUAUAAGGUAUAUAUAAAUCCUGCAGAUGAAAGAAAAUUCUACUCAAAGAGAGCGGUGGUUCGAUAUCUUAAAACCAUGGAGCAGAGUAGCACCAUAGCAGAACAAGUUAAACAUGACUGUAUAGGCGAAUCGUCUUUGAUUCCAGAUUUGUCUCAACAAUGCAAAGCGAUCACAGGCCCUGGUUGUACUCCCAAUGAGAAUAAAGAGGGCAACGACGAGCACUCAUUGAAUAUGGUUGCCAUUCAGAGCACAUCAGUUGAUGGGCUACCCCCAGGCUGGACAAAAGAAAUCAAGAUGGGUAGAUCUGGGAGUAGGACGAGAAAGUAUUACACCGACCCAGUUAGUGGAUAUAUAUUUUAUUCUAAAACAGAUGUUUUCCGCUAUCUGGAAACUAAUGACAUUGGUAGUUGCGCUGUAAGACCAAAGAAAAGGAUGGUGAAUGAUCAAGAGCUGAUCAAGAAUGAAAUCCCUCAUGACAAUGUGGACGAAUCACCUUUAAAGCAAGAUGUGUCUGAACACAAUGAAUUGAUGACAAAGUCAUGUUGCACUUCCAAAGAUAAUAAAGUGGGCGACAAGAAGCAAUCAUUGGAUAUGGUUGCCAUUCACAUCACAUCGGAAGAUGGGCUACCACCAGGCUGGACAAAAGAAAUCAAGAGAAGAAAAUCCGGAAGAAGGAUGAAAGUAUAUCCGCUUUACACAGACCCAGUCAGUGGAUAUAAAUUUCGCUCUAAAUUAGAUGCUUUACGCUAUCUGGAAACUAAUGACAUCCGUAGCUGCCGCACGAGACCAAUAAAAAAGCAGGUGGAUGAUCAAGAAUUGAUCAAGAAUGAUAUCCCUGCUAGUUUUGAUAACAUCAGUAAUUGUACCGUACGGUCCUUUCAGCAUGACAAUGUGCAUGAAUCCGCUUCGAACCAGGAUGUCUUUCAAGAGAGCAAAUUGAUGGUGACCUCAUCUUGUACUCCCAAAAGGGAUAAAAUACACAAAGUUAAGCGAUCUUCAAAGAAGGUUACCAUUCAGAGCACAUCAGCGGAUGAGCUACCACCAGGCUGGAUAAAAGAGAUCAAGACAAGUGUAUCUGGGAGUAAGAUGAGAAAGGACCCGUAUUACACAGACCCAGUUAGCGGAUAUGUCUUUCGUUCUAAAAAAGAUGUCUUGCGCUAUCUGGAAACUAACAACAUUGCUAGCUGCCUUACCAGACCAAAGAAAAGGGAGUUGGAUAAUCUGUUGACGCAUGAAAUCCCUGUGAGUAAAAAGCAUGAAAAUGUGGAUGAAUCCUCUCUGAAGCAAGAUGCAUCUGAAGAAUGCAAACUGCUGAUGAGCUCAGGUUGCACUAUUGAAGAGAAUGAGGGGGGAAACAACGAGUACUCAUUGAAGAUGGUUGCUACUCAGAGCCCAUCAGCAGAUGAGCUACCAGCAGGCUGGAAAGCAGAAAUCAAGACAGGCAAAUUUGGGAAAGUCAGGAAGAUAUUUAUUAAUCCGUUGAGUGGAAGCAAAUUCUAUUCAAAGCCAGCAGUAGCCCGAUAUCUCAAAAGCAUCGAAAACAGUAGCACCACAUCAGAACAAAAUAAAUCUUCGUCUCCAGUUGAUGAGAAGUUAUCAGAGAACCUCGAAACCAAGAGACAGCUUUUUGUUGAUGGCAAAGAAAGUUUAGAUACAGAAAAAUUAGCUGCAUCAGAGGCCAAAAUCUUGGAAGAAAAUCCAGGAAAUAAUUCAUCUAAUAAUGCCAUUCUUACAUGUGAAAAUAAACUAAAGUGUGCUGCUACGGACAAUGGGCUCAGACCAACUAAUGAAGGCUCUGAAAAGGAAGUGACAGUGAUGGUCGACGAUGUAGCUAUCGACUCUCAUGCAACUUCUCUCUUGACUGAACAAAAGCUUCCAGAAAGUGGGGUGGAAAAACAGAGUUGUAAAACUCAGUCGUGCUCGAGAAUAUCAAAGAAAAGCUUUUCCCAAGACUUGCCACGUCGGACUUCAAAAAGGCUUGCAGGAUGUAAACCUGACAUGCCUCCUAACACAAUUUUGAAUGAAAGUGUUGAGGACAAAAAUCCUACUGAUACUGAAGCUAUUAAGUCAUCCAAUUUUUCUUCAAAUAUAGUUGCCGAUGGAGUUCUUCAGCCUUCUGCUAUUGAGCCAGUAAAAGAGGUUGCAGAUCAUGCUUCUGUAGGCGAUGAAAUUCUUAAAGAAAUAGAGCCAUCAAACAAAACCGAAAAGCUUCUUACAGGACAGGCCUUUCCAGAAGAUCAAAAACACGGGAAGGCCAUUGAGAAUCAAGAAAAUGAUAAUUCGAGAUCACAGGAUUCACAGCUCUUCUAUCCAUUUUCGGAGUCUUGGUCGGAUCCAUGCUUAGAAUUCGCGUUCAAGACACUUACAGGUGAAAUACCACUUGAUGAUAAUCUGGGAUUUUUGGGCUUCCAGCAGCAAGUUGACAUUCCCUACAAUCAGACAAAUGGAUGCUCAUUACCCCCUGAUGUACCCACAAAUUUCCAGAAUGAAGUUACGCCCCUCCCAUCAUCAUUUCAGCAAGUCGACAUUCCUUACAAUCAGACAAACCGAUUCUUAGGUUCACCUGUUGUAUCCACCAUUUUCCAGAAUGAAGUUCCACCCCUUCCAUCACAAUUUCAGCAACACGGGGCUGUUGUGCAAUCGCUGCCUAAUCCAUUAUUACCGUCCCCAGGAAAUUCUAGCUUCUCAUCUUCCAGUGGCAUAAAUCUUCUACUACCUAGUAAAGGGGCUCGUAAUAAGGAUUUCCAAACAAGAUAAAUUCGUUAAAUGCCCCUUACAAGCUCUUAGUGCGAACAUCUGGUUUGUUUGUGUAAGAUGUAGUCGUUUAUGAACAUUUGCAUCUUAAAUGCAUUUCUUCGACUAGUCGUUUUGUGCUUAUAGAUGCUGCUUUGGAGUCUUUAAAUAGUAUUUUUAACAUCUAGUCACUCCCCUGGUUUAUGGGAUUAGUAGACAAAAAUUCCAGAAUUUCUCUUUUCCUAUCUUUUGUUGCAAACAGAUGUACUAUGGGUGUUAACCUUUUGGGAUGUCUAGUUGUAUAAUCAAUUAGUACCUGUUUUUAUUUGUAAAAUGAAUGUGUUUUGAUGAA
This is a messenger RNA of Olea europaea var. sylvestris, 3629 nucleotides long. Its product is annotated as methyl-CpG-binding domain-containing protein 13-like. The transcript has 18 exons. Gene Ontology annotation, molecular function: DNA binding. The record is from RefSeq and is a predicted model, not a curated record. The coding region runs from base 215 to 3301 and encodes 1028 amino acids. Lineage: Eukaryota; Viridiplantae; Streptophyta; Magnoliopsida; Lamiales; Oleaceae.